Messenger RNA from Sclerotinia sclerotiorum 1980 UF-70, 582 nucleotides. RefSeq names its product glycine-rich RNA-binding protein. The record is from RefSeq and is a predicted model, not a curated record. The transcript is spliced from 7 exons. Gene Ontology annotation, molecular function: RNA binding. Bases 1 to 582 code for a protein of 193 amino acids. NCBI's taxonomy places the organism in Eukaryota, Fungi, Ascomycota, Leotiomycetes, Helotiales, Sclerotiniaceae.
AUGUCUAAAUUAUUCAUUGGUGGCCUUGCUUGGCACACAGAUGAGGACGCUCUCCGUAAGAAGUUCUCUGAAUUCGGAAACGUUGAAGAAGCAGUUGUUGUCAAGGACCGCGACACUGGUCGUAGCCGUGGUUUUGGCUUCGUUCGUUUUGGACAAGGCAGCGAUUCAUCUCCAGAGGCAGAUGCUGAGAAGGCCAUUCAAGAAAUGAAUAGCGUUGAAUUCGAUGGCCGUACUAUUCGUGUCGACAAAGCCUCCGAACGUUCAGGCAAUGACCGCUCUGGUGGUGGUGGUGGCGGAUUCGGUGGUGGCCGAGGCGGCGGUGGAUACGGAGGCCGUGGUGGUGGUGGUUAUGGAGGCGGCGGUGGAGGAUACGGAGGUGGUCGUGGAUACGACAACAACUCCGGUGGUGGUUACUCCGGAGGUGGUGGAUAUAGCGGAGGUGGUGGCUACUCUGGUGGCGGAGGCUACAACGGAGGUGGUGGUGGCGGUUACUCUGGUGGCGGCGGUGGUGGAUACUCCAGUGGAGGAGGAUAUGACCGUGGACAAGGUGGUGGAAACGCUGGCCAGUGGGGCAAUCAAUAA